AUGGGAGUCCAUCAGGGUGUGUUGUUCCGUGUUUCUGCGGAGAUUGACAAUGCGCUACCCGCAUUUGUCAAAAAUGUAAGAGAUACGGAAUACAAUGAAGUAUUCGAACUCAUUAAAACAAGUUGGGAAUCCUCUGAUUGGGUAGGAUUAUUCAGCCAUGGCGAUCAGUUGUGCCAUUAUGCUCUUAAUGAGAAGUAUCUCUUGGACACAUCCAAUCUGGAUCGACUAAUGACCUUAUGUCGGAGGUUAUGGCUAUUGGCUGCUCAUGAAGUCUUUACCGAAGAUUAUUCACAAAAUGUGACUCUGUAUACACAAGAAUUGGUAGAAGACCUGAAACAUGUUGUUAAAUCGCAUGACAAAAUUACAUUGCAAAACAGGAUCAGGUCGCUACAAAUAUUGAUAUCGGUGCUUCAAGCUUUGAGGCAGACUUUACCAUCAGUAUGGGAAGUAAACAGUUAUGCCAGCCAUAAAGCAUUGGAUAACAGACUUAACUUCAUAACCAUGGAUAUGCUGGUACAGCUUUUCAACAAAUAUAUGGUGGAAUCGCCCGUAGGAAUGAGCUCACAUAGACGUAAAUCUUGGAUGGGGACUUUAGUUCGGCUCACCGCACUAAUGCGUCAUAUAUGGGUAUUCCGUGAAGAUAUUGGACUUACUCUAGUGAAACGCGUACUAGGUGAUGUCAGCGAUAUCGACUUGAGGAAUAACGAUAUUUUUUUCAAAUUCAGGUUGAUAUUGAUCAUGUGCCCUAAUGCGGCAUUAUAUAGGCUUAUGGUAGACGGUGAGAUCUUUAAAUGGUGGAAUUUGGUCAACGAAGGCACGGUUAACUUUUGGAAUGCAAUGAUGCUAUGUUUCCUCGUGAGGGCGGCCAAAUUCGGAUGGGCUACCGGGAAGACGUAUAUCGUGGAAAACAUCACUGUUAGAUUGCCAUACCUCUUUCACCUAAUCUAUUCAACUUUCGGAAUUCCAAAUAUAGUCACAGUAUCUAGGUGUAAAGAGUCGGUACCAGGAGAAUUCACAGUACUGUUGGAAAAACCAUUACAGAUAUGCAAAAAGUUUGGGAAACUGUUAGCAUACCUAUUGUGUCCAAUCGGCAAUGAAACCGAUGCAGGUGCUACCUUCGCAUCGGAUAUUAUGGAUUAUUUGACCGCCGUGGUUAGUGCAGUAUACCCUUACACCCAUCCCUCCAACGGUGGAAAAUGGUCAUACAAUAUAGCGUUAUUCGUAAGACAAUUUGUAUUGUCGUACACUCGCAGAGUGUGCCGCGAAAGGGCAUCGCCAAAUGUUGUAUGUUCUAAAACCGGUAGUACGGAGAGUGGAGUGAACCUGCGUCUAAAUCGUGCCAACGACGAUGCUAUUGUGGAACUCUUCUAUCCUUUGGCGUUACAAGGGAUGUACUCUAAAAAUAUGCAUGUCGCUUACGCAUAUGAAGAUGUCAUCAAGAGGUUGUGCUACCUACUACCUGACAAGACCUUGGUAGGACUCCUAGAUCACCUCAUACUAUCAAGCGAAAGUGUCACAGAACCUCACCAAAUGUUGUGUGCACUACGCUUAUUUGCACAGCUAAUCCCUUUGAUUUUAACAUAUUCGCCACAGGCACUGAUACCUAUACUAGAGAUUGCGCUAAAGGGUAUCGAUUCGUCAGAUCCCUUCAAAACUGGUCAAACUCUGACACUCGUCAAUGUCAUAUUCUCACACCUGGCAUGCCGCGACCUGAGCGACAUUGAACUAUCACAUCAAGAUAAGGUGGAACUUAUACGAUCGAUGUAUAUGAGCGGUGAAGGUGAAACUGGCGACGUAGAAACAUCACUGGACCAAUUAGCUUUGGAUAACAACCUUGUAGAUGUGAGAAGUGCUAUGCUACACAUCUCUGGUGAGAUGGUAAUGCCUGAUAAUCCUGAGGAUACAUAUUCACGUGAUAUGGUAGUUUUAAAGACUGCAAAAAAAUUGGAUGACGCGGUUACCGCAUUGGAUGCAUUACUUAAUCAGCGCCGAUAUAUUACACAAACAUUUUCAUGCUGGUGCCUGGAUUGGUUCCGUGCCAUGUUACAAUUGGCAGAGAAUUCCUCUAAACCCAAUUCUGGUACGGAUUCUCUCAUGAAUGCCGUUGAUAUGGGAACGUUCAUAUUGACACGCUCAGCUUUGGUCACUAUACUGUCGCAAACUGAUGAUUACACCUUUCGCACUAUCUGCGAAACAUUUGUCCAAUGGGUCUGCGAUAACGCAUUCCGCCAAGAUGCACUCAAAUACAUGGUAGCCAUAGCAACGAGUCUCAGUUACGCUAAUGGUUCGAUUACUAUGGACCUCGUAUUUGCUAAACUGUUUGCAAAAUUCAAACGGGGUGUUGAAAAUUCAAGUGACGGUUUGAGUGAGACACAAAUUGUAUGGUUUAUAUCAUGUUUUUCUGGUUUAGUAAGGCGAGCAAAGAUUGAUCUGGUAUCACGUUUACCGAGUUUACGUUAUAUUUUCAAAGUGGGUCUUGGACACAAGUCGAAAUCUGCGUUCAAGAGUACCGCUAAACUGUUGCAAAGGUGUAUUGACAGCUUGACCGGUGUCUAUUUUACUGACUUGCACUGUUCAAACAAUUUCAAAGAUGAUUUGAAUCCCGGUCUCUUGCUUUGGGACUUACCAUGGUUUGCAAGAGAUGCACAAUUUCGAAAUGGGAAAUGUGAUAUUAGUGUGAUAAGUGGUGUGGAAUGGCAUAUAGCGUCUAAACAGGAGAUCGACUGCGCAAUGGAGCUGUGUUGGUAUUCCAUGCAAAUGAUAACCAAUUUGACUAAGGACCUCAUUGAUAUAUCAUAUCCCGUUAAACCUGAGGGUGCUACGGAUCUUGAUGUCGAGAUUGACUUGACUCAGACACUGUAUGUCCGAACAAAUCGCGCUUGCAGUUUGGCAAAGAGUAUGUUACGUGGCCUCAAAAACUUUAUCGUCGAUGACCGUGAUAUAAGUGCAACAGGGUUACCCAAAGUCACCCCUAUCGAAUGCACUGAAACCCAUCGUCUACAACAGUUUGUUUUAGACUUCAUCCUCUCAGUAUUAUCGAAAUAUGGAGGUAUCGAUUCUAUCAACGAUCUUAUGGUAACAAAGCUAUUCGCAAAGCUUUUGAAGGUGGCGGAUGAAUAUCUGUGUCGUCAUGCAAUUUUAAGAGAUAAUAACUCGAUACUCGAUAGCGGUUCUUUAGUAGGUUCGAUGAAACAGGAGUCACACGUAGGCACUACUAUCACUGCCGGAAGAUCGAUGUUACCUUGGAUGUCGUUUUAUCACGGUAUCCACAGCAAAGGGUUCUGGCAGGAUGCACCUCGUGCAACAUGGCUUUUGAUGUUACACGAGCGAUACAAUGAGCGUUUGAAUCUCCGCAAAUUAGGUCAUUAUUGCGAAGGUCCACGUCGUCAACUGUUGAAUAUGGUAUUACAAUGUGCAAUAUGUCAAUACAAGGAUGUGUCUGGAUAUGCACAACAGUUGAUAAAGCCUUUGACAUCUGUGCACCGUAAGCUGAGGAGCGAUGUGUGCGACUAUUUGCUAGAGCGUGGUAUGGAAAUAUACCCCAAAUCUGCUGAUGGGUCCAGCAGUGUCCUCGAAUGUCUAUCAUGCAUUCCAGAUAUUUUAUCCAUACCGCUUGUUAAACAUAUUGUCAACAAACCAUAUCUGUUCAGCAAGUUUUGCAAGUUCAUUUUUGGAGUUGUGCUGACCACUCCUAACAAGGACUCGUUGAUGAGCAAGUACGACAACCUGUUGUUAUCUCUAAUCAAUUGUCGCGAGCAACUUUCUCCAACUGCCGCCACAACUGAGACCAUGAACUCCACUUUGGAUUCUGUUUUUGAUGAUGGAUUAAAACAGGUACAGGCUGCUACACAUUGGCGGUUCCAACUUUAUGCAACGUCACUUCUUGUAACUUUCAGGCACUUGAUCCCACGUGAAAGUUUCGGAAGAUACAUUUCAUGGCUGAUAGAAGUAAGUAACCAUACUACUAAGCAUCCAUGUGUGGUUACGGUGGCACUUUCGGGUCUCUACCGUUUAUUAAGUGAUUCGGUUGUAUCUACAGAUCUCCCAUCUGAAUUGUGGUCUCCAAAUUUCGCCAACAUCUUGCUGAAUUCGAUUUGCGCGGUUAACCAUGAUUCUAUCAAGCAGGACAAUUCAUCAACAGUGAAGCAAUCGAAUGCUAUUGUUACAAGUGUUAUCAAAUUGGAGCGAUCAUGGCCACGUAACCGUGUAAGUUCUAACUCUAAAGCCUUUUCUAUGCAAAACUUCUUGGUGGCUUACCAUUACUUCUGCCGUGUCUUUGAUGGUGGUUAUAUGGAGGUUGUCGAGCGAGCUGUGUCAGUAUUGGACGAGAUAGCUUCAAGUCCACCAACUGUCUCCGAGAACCAUUGUGCCUUCGCUGAGAUAUCAGCUGGAUUGAUGAAAGCAUCGUUACGUGCACCCAGUCCACUUCGUGAGCAUUUUUGGCGGAUCUUCCAUCCUGUAUUUAAACGUGAGUUAGAUGCUUUAGUACCGGAUCGUAUUGUCGACUUUAUGGAUGGGUUACGUUUGGCUAUAGACGGGUCUGAUUUUUCAUGUGAAGGUUGCAUACCUAUUUUCAAUCUUGCUAUUAACUUCGGAGCGCCCCUUAGCAUGACCGCUUUACAUUCAUGCGAUUUGAUCAACGGCAAUAACACGAGCCUUGGUGUGGUAAAACAGCUUAAAUUGUAUCAGGCUGUGCUUCAACAGGUAACUACACUUAACCAUCAUCUGUUUGAUAAGCUUUGUGACGGUAUUUUGAACGAAUCUACAAUAUUUAACGAUUCUUUACAAGUAGUUGACGAGGUGGGAUACCUAUGUUCAUUUUUAGUCUCUCUCUGUUGCACUUACAACGAAUUAGGCGGUUUCAAGGAUCGUGUUCACAAUUGUAUUUCAAAAUUGAUUGCCAGUGUCGAGGGAAAAGAUUAUCAAGAUGAUACGGCUGAAUUAUCAAUUAAAGGGUUAUUAUCUGUGAUUGGGUUGUUAUAUUCCAUGUCGUUACCGGCACAGGACCUAGGUCACCAGUAUACAUCUCAAUAUUUGGAAUUUUGCUUAAGGUUUAGUGCCAGUUCCAACCCUACGAUAAGCGAUGUGGCGACACGUGCUGUUCACAACAUCGCAAUGUCUCCAUAUCAUUCUAGGAACAACUUGACUACAGUGGAGGCUAUAGUGCGUACCCUGGAGACUACAUGCAAGGCACAAUUGAACAAGACAAAGGCAAAUUCUAUCCAGGUUGCUACGAUGUUACAGCGUAAUUUGUGUAUGUACCUACGUAACACGGGUGUGGUAAAGAUGCUACUUGAGAUGUAUAUCGCUGCGCUUAACGACCGUCAGGUUCGUGAUAAUGCGCGCAGCGCAUUAACUUCAAUCACCAUAUCUGCCCGAGACCAGGUACACCUCGAAUUGACAGAACGGUUCUACGCCCUGACUAAAGACAAGAAUGGCGACCUUGCUAAUGCAGGUGUACUGGGUCUAGCAGCCUUGGUGGCAACUUCACCUUACCAUGUGCCCAAAUGGUUACCUCAUACCUUGACUACAUUGGUAAGUUUCCAAAUGUUCUACACGAUCUCAACAAUACUACAGGCCAGUUGCGGCGCAUCACGUUUCCCGGAUACCGUGAGGGUAGGUGAUGUUGAUAUUGAAUUUUGA
This is a messenger RNA of Babesia sp. Xinjiang, 5643 nucleotides long. Its product is annotated as Proteasome activator subunit 4. Gene Ontology annotation, biological process: proteasomal ubiquitin-independent protein catabolic process. Gene Ontology annotation, cellular component: nucleus; cytosol. NCBI's taxonomy places the organism in Eukaryota, Apicomplexa, Aconoidasida, Piroplasmida, Babesiidae. Bases 1 to 5643 code for a protein of 1880 amino acids. The record is from RefSeq and is a predicted model, not a curated record. The transcript has a single exon. Gene Ontology annotation, molecular function: peptidase activator activity; proteasome binding.